Penaeus indicus is the source of this 2400-nucleotide messenger RNA. RefSeq lists its product as uncharacterized. The record is from RefSeq and is a predicted model, not a curated record. Gene Ontology annotation, biological process: maturation of LSU-rRNA; maturation of 5.8S rRNA. The transcript is spliced from 10 exons. Bases 354 to 2054 code for a protein of 566 amino acids. NCBI's taxonomy places the organism in Eukaryota, Metazoa, Arthropoda, Malacostraca, Decapoda, Penaeidae. Gene Ontology annotation, molecular function: endonuclease activity. Gene Ontology annotation, cellular component: preribosome, large subunit precursor; Las1 complex.
UUUGUUAUUGUUGUCCCACGUGCCUGAAAUUUUUUUGAAAAUGUUCCGGAAACUAAAAUAGUAAUAGAACUGAUAUAAAGCAGAGAAAGAAGAAAGAAAAUAGAUCCAGGAGAUAUAGACUAGACAAUAGUCUAAAACCCUAUAAAAGAAGAAAGAAGAAGAAGAAGAUAUUUUUCUCUUGAAAAAAAGGCAAAACUAGUGGACAUGGCAUAAGGAAAGAGAAAGAAGAAACUAAAUAGAUCCGGGGUAUAUAGCCUGUACAAAAGUCCAAAAGAAGAAAAGAAGAAAGAGGAAAAGUAAAAAAAAAAGAAGAAAAGAAGAAAGAUAAAAGAUAGAAGAAGAAAGAAGGAGAAAUGUUUCAGAAGAAAAGGGGAAGAGAAGGCGAGCGAUUAUGGGUGGUUCCUUGGUUUUCGAGAGAGGAAUGGAUAGAGGUUUACAAAGCAACGUUUUCAGAUGACAUCAAGAAAUGGAGACAUGCUUUUGAGACUAUGACAGUCUGGCAAUCCAGAUUGCAUGGAACACAUAUUGGUAUUGCUGUGACCAGGCAUCUUCUCCUGGCUAAGAUCCUCGAUUCUGACCCUACUGUUAGCAAAGAGCUGAAGUCUGGAGCAAAUGCCAUUGCCAUCACUAAAUUUGUCAGUACAGUCAUCAAAAUUCCUGCCGCCCGCUACCAUGAAGCCCAGUCACAGUCCUAUCUAGCAGAGAAGAUAGGUCUGCCUGUAUACUUGGUUGACCUUAGGAAUGAGGUCAACCACGGCAAUAGGAGCUGGUUUGGAGGUCAGACUGUGCGCAUGGCGGUGGAGACAUGCUAUAAGUGGAUUAAGGGUUACUAUUGGGAUAAAGAGUAUGCCAAAUGCAAAAAGGAAAACAAAGUAGCAGAUACAAGUGUUGCUGACCCAUUACAAUCUUCUGACACGGCCACAGAGACAGACAAAAUCAAAGCAGAUACCGACACAGACAAAGGCCCACCAAACACAGCAGAAGAACCGACCCCAAGCACUGUAAACACCCCCAAUAAACCAAAGCCAGCCGCUCCCCAAGGACUCAGACCAUGGGAAUUCGCAAUGGAGCAACUUCGCUCCUACUGCAGAGAAAUUCUGGAAAAGCCAAGACCAAUGUUUCCGCUUCUAACAGAGGUUCUUCAUGCUAUACAGGAUAAAUAUGAAGAAAAUCCACAGGAGUGUAUAGACAAACUGAUUUCCAUCAUGUUUCUGCCAUCAUAUGUUAAGAAUUUUGGAGCCAAAUUUGCAAAUGAUGGAAAUGAUAGGUGUAAAUGCUUCUUCAGACACAUAGUGCUCCAAAGAUAUGUAUGUGUCAUGAAAAUAUUAAACCACUUCCCUGGAGCCAUGGACUUGCUCAUAUUUUCACUGUUGAAUAAGAGCAGUAGUGAGUUCCAGGAGAUAUCAUAUUACUGGGUCACUACGCUAGUGGAAUCAGAGCUUGGGUAUUACUGUGAGGUGGACAGAUAUCACCAUUUCCAUUUUCCAUACUCCAAUAUUACUCAGUGGAAAAAGCUUGCAGAGCAGCUUUUCCUGAUUGGAAGGGAAUGGAGCUACAAGUUAGGCUUAAGGAUCAUGGAAAGUCCGAAGUCCAACUUUACACAGGACCAAAUAGAUGAAGUGAUCAGCCUGAUCAAGGCAUACAAGAUGAAGAGAAAGGCUGCAAAGAAUGAGGCGGAAAGUAAGUCAAGAAAAGCAGUUGCAGCUCAGAAGAAGGAGGACAUCAAAGAGCAUAGUGCAAGGCUACGAGAGGCAUUGCAGAGGAAUGAAGAGGAAAUAAACUCCGAAGCACUUGAGGAAUGGUUCAGUGUCAAUGAUGUUCUCAAGUCUUCUCUGGACCAUUCGACCUUUGCGUUUAGUAUAGCCGAAGCUGUAAAGAAGUCUUUGAAAACUUCCGAAAAUGAAGAUGACGAUGAUGUAACUCCCCUGGGAAUUCUACCACACCAGCGUGGAAAUCCUCUUUUCUACAAGGAAUUGCUUCUACAUUAUCCCAAGGAAUGCAGAGGUCUACCAGCCACAGAUAGCCAACCACCUGCUAAAAGAUAUAAAUGUUAACAAUAUAACGUGUAGCUUCUUUUGUGGCCAUGUUAUGAAAAUGUGUAUCUCCAUUUUUCUUUUGUUUAUUUUUUAGUUUAUUGUUAUUUCUUAAUUAUGAUUAUGAUUAUUGUUAUUGUUAUUAUUAUUAUUAUUAUUGUUAUUUUUUUAUUUUCAUUGUUAUUCAUCUGACUGUGAAAUGGAUUACAUUAGGAUACUCAAAAUGUAAAAAAAAAGUAAAAGUUUGCACAGUACUUGAAGUAAGGUAAAAUAAUGCACUAUCAAUCUAUGCAAAUACAGAUUUGAAGAAUGUUGAUUAAAAUGGCUGUAAUUAAUGAAUUUCUCAAAAUAAAACAUCUGGUUUGAU